AUAUUAAUGGAGGAACAUCAAUUGGUGAUUGAAUAGUUGGAAAGCAUGAAGAAUUUAAAGCAAUUGUUCCAUAAAAUGAAAAAUGGUAACAUUCGUAUUGUCGAUGGUCUCUCAAUCGUGAUUUAUAAAUUGAUUAGACAAUUUAAACCCUCAAGUUCAGAAUAUUUAGUGCUCCUUCAAGAAUUGUUUUAUUUGUCAAUUGAUAUGUAAUUGAUAAACAUAAGCGAUGUAAAUAUGUGUAAAGACAAUAGCAAGUACUCUAAGUUUUGCUCAAAAAUUUCCCUACAGCUGAAAAAGUGUAGAGAUUGAAAGGAUAUUUGUUGGAAGCGAAUGGAGAGGAUGAAAAUGCUUAAGUGGUAUAUGAUAAGAUGCUGUCUGAAAAUUUGAUGGAUCAAAAUACAAGAAAGAGAAAAAUAGCAUUGUUAAGGGUAAUUAAUAAUGAUAUAUAUUAAAGAGAUAAAAUAAUAUAGAAUAGGCAAUAGCCUUGUUGAAUACUUUUCUAACUUCCUUCCCCAAUGAUGCUGAAGCAUGGCUAGAAUUGUCUGACAUAUAUUAAGAACACUUGAAUUACUCCAAGGCUUAAUUUUGUCUUGAGGAAGUUUUAUUGCUUAAUACUCAGGAUUUACAUUUAGCGAUUAAAUUAGCAGAAGUAAUAUAUUAAUGUAUAUUAAAAGAUCAACUAUAGCAAUCAAAAUUAUUCAUAGGCUAAGAACUAUUAUUGUUUUGUGUUAUCCAAAAAUCCCAAUGAGCCAAGAUGUUUGUGGGGUCUAUUGUAAACAUUAAGAAAAAAGAAAAGAGAAGGAAAUGAUAAGGAUUUAGGAACAAUUGUGUUAUAGGCAUUGUAGAAAAUAUACAAAUAACAUCCAAUUAAAUAUCCAUUUGAAAAAGUAGCCCUUGAAAUACAAUAGUGAGAUAAAUAAAUAAAAUUAUCAAGUCUUAAUU
This is a messenger RNA of Paramecium octaurelia, 942 nucleotides long. The record is from the annotation of a GenBank genome assembly. NCBI's taxonomy places the organism in Eukaryota, Ciliophora, Oligohymenophorea, Peniculida, Parameciidae.